AUGGCCGAGAACGGUGUUAUUUCUAUUCCUCAAAAACAGAAGGCUGCCGUCUAUGAUCAGCCAGGAAAGAUAUCCACCAAAGUGGUGGAGAUCGAUGUACCAGAGCCUGGUGCUGGUGAGAUUUUGAUAAAUCUAACUCACUCUGGAGUCUGCCAUUCGGAUAUGGCUGUCAUGACCAACACCUGGAAAUCUCUCCCAUACCCUACACAACCAGGACAAGUCGGCGGCCACGAAGGCGUUGGUAAGAUUGUCAAACUAGGACCCGGCGCCGAGUCCUCUGGCUUAAAGAUUGGGGAUCGGGUAGGCAUAAAAUGGGUAUGGAGCGCAUGUCAGAAUUGUCCGGCUUGCUUCGUAGGUCUGGAUGGGAACUGCUUGAAUCAGAAAGUCAGUGGAUACUAUACGCCAGGCACAUUUCAGCAAUAUGCGCUGUCGCCAGCGAAUUAUGCGACACGGAUUCCUGACGGAUUGUCGUCGGCGGAUGCUGCACCGAUGCUCUGUGCUGGAGUCACGGUUUACGCAGCUUUGAACCGUAGUAAGGCCCUUCCGGGGCAGUGGGUGGCGAUCUCUGGAGUAGGAGGUCUCGGUCAUCUCGCGUGUCAAUUGGCAAGCAGAGGGAUGGGGUUUCGCGUGAUAGCUAUCGAUCAUGGAAGUAAAGAAGCGCUUGCCCGGGAUUCCGGCGCUGAGCAUUUUAUUGAUUUCACCAAGUUCGAUAAGGAAGGCGUUACCAAGCACGUCCUGUCCCUAACGGGUGGAUUGGGUGCUCACGCUGCAGUAGUCUGCACAGCGGCCAAUGCAGCUUAUGCACAGGCAAUCGACCUCCUCCGAUUCAACGGCACCUUGGUUUGCGUAGGCAUUCCCGAAGGCGAGUAUGUGAAUAUCAGCGGUGCCAAUCCAGGGGUUAUCACCACCAAGCAACUCACCAUCACCGGAUCAGCCGUGGGCAACCGUGGAGAAGCCAUUCGAACGCUAGAAUUUGCCGAGCGAGGAAUCAUCAAGGCGCAUUAUGAGAUUGAUAAGCCUGAGAACCUGACGAACAUUUUCGAGCGGAUGGAGCACGGCAAGUUGCAAGGGAGGGUGGUUCUUGAUUUGUCUUGA
Talaromyces stipitatus ATCC 10500 is the source of this 1095-nucleotide messenger RNA. RefSeq names its product alcohol dehydrogenase, putative. The transcript is spliced from 3 exons. The record is from RefSeq and is a predicted model, not a curated record. NCBI's taxonomy places the organism in Eukaryota, Fungi, Ascomycota, Eurotiomycetes, Eurotiales, Trichocomaceae. Gene Ontology annotation, molecular function: oxidoreductase activity; zinc ion binding. The coding region runs from base 1 to 1095 and encodes 364 amino acids.